Messenger RNA from Cladophialophora yegresii CBS 114405, 192 nucleotides. RefSeq lists its product as uncharacterized. The transcript has a single exon. The record is from RefSeq and is a predicted model, not a curated record. The coding region runs from base 1 to 192 and encodes 63 amino acids. NCBI's taxonomy places the organism in Eukaryota, Fungi, Ascomycota, Eurotiomycetes, Chaetothyriales, Herpotrichiellaceae.
AUGCACGAAGCGACAAAGGCCUUCCGCAACGCCGGGCCCGACGCCCCCAAGACGUUCAUCUUCACGGGAAACGCCCUCAACGCGACAACCUUGCCGGGGAUGCUGAACUUUGGGCUCGGAAAAGUCGUCCCCUCGUAUGCGAUUAGGCAUCUUGUCGAGCAAAACGCCUACAAGGAUGAUGGGAUCAAGUGA